AUGUCCCUGAAUAGGAAAUACGCGGCGUUGCCCGACCUUGACUCUGCGCCAGACAUCUACGAGACACCAGAGCUCACAGACGACACUUCCACAGUCCCUACAACACUACGGUCCUCCUCAGAUAACGAAUUCGAUGAUGACGAGGCGGACGGCCCCGGGAUCUCGCGGUCCAAACUGCGCAUAGACCAAGCCCGGUCACGGUUCAUGCCCUCUCAAGUGGACGCGAAAGAGGUAGACUUCUCAGACCGCGUCAAUGGAAAGAGAAAGUCCUACAAGGCCUCCAGUCGCCGGCACAGAAUACUAGAGGACGGUGCUGAGGAAUUGGGAGAUCUGAGCGACGAAGACGAGGGCGAGAGCUUGGCUCGGAAAUUGGCGAGGCUGAAGCGCGAGAUCGAGGAGGCCAAGGAGGAAUAUGGCAGACAGAAGUCGCAGAACGACGCAGCUGGCACGAAACCUGAGGAUGGAGAGGGCAGCCAGGAAGAGGAGUUGGCGUCUCUCAGCCAAGUAUUGGACGAGAUUUCGAGGCACCCAGAGGAUCUGGCGCAAGGUCCCGGUUUUCGACCCGUAAGACUUGGCCCAUUGCCUGCCCGGGAGCCCAAGCAAGACGAUAUUCAGGGUGAGCCUGCGGGUGGAGAUUCAGCCACCUACACCGUCACAUACGCGCCGACUUACGAGCAGACGCACGCACUCGCUAAGGCUGCAGACUUUGAUGGACGCCUUGCGCUUCUAGAGAAAGCCAUUGGCAUCGGGUCCUCAGCCCUCCCAGAGCUGGACUCGAGCGGCUUACCGAGGGCAAUUGUGCCGACACUAGAAAAACUACAGAAGCAGGUCUCCACACUGUCGGAGGCGUCGUCAUCUUCACUAGAUACUAUUAGUCGCAAGGUACGACAGUUGACGCAGGAGGCCGAGCAGCUUGAGAAGUCCCGGAAGCAGGCAAAGCAGGCCAAAGAGGCGCUCGCUUCGACCGGCACUGGCUCAUCAUCCCCAAGCACCCCGGACUCGGAGGACUCUGAGCAGACGACCAAGAUCAACGCCCUCUACAGCACGCUGCCGACCAUCGAGAGCCUGACGCCCCUCCUGCCGCCUUUACUGGAUCGGCUGAGGUCGCUGAGGGAAAUCCACGCCGAUGCGGCCACGGCAGGCGAGACACUGGAGCGCAUCGAAAAGAGGCAGGCGGACAUGGCUUCUGAUAUCAAGCAGUGGAGAGGGGGCCUGGAGAAGAUCGAGACGGCCAUGUCAGAGGGCGAGUCGUCUAUGGGAAACAACAUGAAGGUUGUCGAUGGCUGGGUGAAGGACCUGGAGGCAAAGAUGGCGAAGUUAUCAUGA
Diaporthe citri is the source of this 1326-nucleotide messenger RNA. RefSeq lists its product as uncharacterized. The transcript is spliced from 3 exons. Gene Ontology annotation, biological process: mitotic spindle organization. Gene Ontology annotation, cellular component: cytoplasm; dynactin complex. Bases 1 to 1326 code for a protein of 441 amino acids. NCBI's taxonomy places the organism in Eukaryota, Fungi, Ascomycota, Sordariomycetes, Diaporthales, Diaporthaceae. The record is from RefSeq and is a predicted model, not a curated record.